AUGAAGCAGCGAAACUCGAACAACAAGUCCAACGCCGGCACCGAUUCCAGCCGCAACCAUGCUUCGCCCGCGAGCGAGCCCACCACGGUGAUGCCCGUCACCCGACGCCGCGUCGAUCCAGAUACCCGUGGCAUCUCGUUGAGCUCGCCUGCAAUACGCGCGAUUGGGACCUCGCCUACGAGACGCAGGUCGCUGCUUCGCUUCGACAAGAAGAGGCCGGAGGACGAAGACAAAGCAGCAAAGGAAAGAAAGACACGCUCGGAAGCCUCGGACCAGUCGUCGGACGAGUCGGACGAGGAAGCCAGCAUCGAGGAGGAGGCCAAGCGCAAGCAGCGGGAGGCCGAGAUCGGGCAGGCUCGAAAGCAAAAGGAGGCCAAAGUGCAAGACAUGCUUGCCAAGCUCAGAGAGCCUCUGGAGGUCUUGAAGGCCGAGCACGAGCGCAGAACCGUCGACGCCAUCCGGGAUGCGUUCGCCAAAGUCAUAGGCAGCUUGGACGCCAUGGCCGAGCACACCGACGACUUCGGGGAGAGCUUCCGCAUCGCCAACGAGACCCACGCCGAGCUCUGCACCGAGAUGGCUGAGCUGUCGGACAACUACCGUCAAAACGUCGAGGAGUCGAUCCAUGCCAUCUCGCGUCACCUCGACCGCCUCGAAGAGGCGUACACCGCUCGACAGGCGAACCGCGACCGCUUCAACAGAGAGGUCGAGCAGCUGCACGAAGGUUUCGCGACCAAGAUCGAUGGCAUGCACAAGGAGUGGGCCGUCCGCAAGAGGAAGCUCCUGGCCGACAUGGCGCAGGCCAACGACACGACCCAGGACGAGAAAGAGCUGCGCCAGACGCUCGCCGAGAUGCUGGGCGGCAUGGGUGACUAG
Pseudozyma flocculosa PF-1 is the source of this 873-nucleotide messenger RNA. RefSeq lists its product as uncharacterized. The record is from RefSeq and is a predicted model, not a curated record. Bases 1 to 873 code for a protein of 290 amino acids. Lineage: Eukaryota; Fungi; Basidiomycota; Ustilaginomycetes; Ustilaginales; Ustilaginaceae. The transcript has 8 exons.